CUCGGAUGGCCUCGUUCAUAGUCUCGUAUGAUUCGUGUAUCUACAACUACUCAGUGUAAAUCAAAGUCAAUCAAUGUUUCUCCUGUAGCAGCCAUGAUCAUCGGUCGAUGCCGUUCGAGGUGAAAUGCUUCUGCAGGGUGCACAAAACGUGUCGGUCGUCGUCGCCAUUAACUUAGAUGAAUCCCCGACUAGAUUCCAUUCGCAAUCUCUGCGUUCACCAAUCACAGUAAGGAGUUUCUCAUAUCUCAGAAGAAACUGAAUAAGCGUCGGAUAGUGAUAUCCCAAUCGCAUUUCUUAUACGGUCCUUUUUGGAACAGGAACGCGAACAUGAUCAGUUACUAGAUUCAUUUAGCUUGUCGUACGUGAAGUUGAAGACAGUAAUCUUACCUGAUGUAGCAAGAGAUUUUCAUGUUGAUUGACAAUAUUUAUACAUAGUUAGGUAAACAUGCUUGUAGAAAUACGACUUGUAGUAGUUGUACUUUUUGUGUUUGUCACUAUACUAGUCAUCUUCAGAGAAAGCCUUCCUCUUUCACGAAGUAGUGGAGAAAAAGCGAAUACUCAACACCAGAAUCAGUAUGAUUUCUAUUUGAGCCAGAUCGACGUGGACGUUCUCGGGAUCCGGGAUGAUCAUGCGUGCUUUAUGAGAAAUCAGAUACUAGCGCCUACCAAGUGCAAGCGAAGCAGAAACACGUGGAGGCAAAUACGCCCCUCACUCGGUCGUGACGAGUGCCGACCCUUGCUCCUAUUCGCCACCGCUAGUAGAAAAGGCUUGUGCUUGGCGGCCAAACGUUUCUUGUUGAAGCUUUGAACAGAUAUCAGGAGUCAAAGAGCAGCGCAUCACCCCGGUUUUGAUGAGAUGAAGAUGAAUUCCAAUCCGAGUGUGAAUCCUCGCCCUUAUUCCGCGCACGGUGUGGGAACGCACACACCGCAUCAGCAUGUUGUGGGAGGCGGGCAGCUCGGCUCUUCUCGUGGCGGUCACGUGAAAGUGCCAUCGCAGCGUGAGCGCGCCGUGACGGCUGCGAGAUGGCCCAAUCGACAUAUCCAUCCAGUCGAAACCAUCAUCGGCCGUGAGGCCCCAGACUACGAGGUGCCACACACGGUCAUAUUCGCACCGUCUUACAACUCAGCUGCAGCAGCGAGGCCUCGAACAGCGCCCCUCGGUGGGAAGUCCAGGACAACCAUCAGUGCGCGGGGAGAUGAACCGACACCAAGUGGAGGCGCUGGCGCUUCGUCCACAUCAAAUCUAGCAAACGAGGCUAUCAUCCUGAGCGGAGCAGAGGAAGCAACCACAUCAAUGGCGUCGGAUCCCAACGCUGCACAUGAGCAACAUAGGCAGGUCAACAUGGCGUCUGGGCUCACUAGACCGAAAAGCAGUGUACUUCCAGGUCGCAGCCAUCAUCGCAGAGACAAGGAUCUUGGUGCAUCUAGGUAUCCUCGCGGACAACAGGCGUAUGGCAGUCGGAAGGGUGGAGUCCGUGGUGAAGACGGCCCUGCCGCUUCGUCGCACGAUAUGAGGGCUGCUGCUGCGACGGAGCCUGACACACCUCCCGGCGGUGCAGCUAGAGCAACGUAUGCUCAGGAUCAUGGUCGGCAACCUGCACUAGCAGUAGAGGAGCACGAGCCGCAUAUGGAGACACGGACCCCAGGAGGAGGUAGCAAGUGGAACCGGCAGUUUCUGAGCGACUACUACAGGCAAGAUCCGCGCUACGUGACGUUUGACGAGAAGGAGAACCGAAACAGCUACCACGACCCAACUACCACGACAAUGUUGGACAUUCAGCUGAACAACCCGGAGGUAAUGUGCAAGAUGCAGACGCCGCGUGCGCCUUACAGACCGCUCAUCACGUCCCUGCACCAGGACUACAAUCUCUCCCAUUCGAGCUGGAAUGCUGCCAUUCCGAUUGAUCCAGAGAGCAUUCCGAAGAUUCACGACGUAUACACAAGUAGUGCGCGAGACAAACUCUUGAAUGCGAAGCGCAGUUCUAGUCCUAUCCACGCAGCGCGGGAACUGGCGAGAGAACAUCACUCAUCAGAUCAUGCUGAGCAGCAUCACGCGGCAACAACGUUAAGCGGUAGCGCUGCUCCGGGAGCAAAAACAGGAACAGUUCCAGUUGCUACCGCCGCUGCCUCUAGCUCGAGCGCCCCUGCAACUGCGCAAAAACUACACCAGGGAAAACCGGUAAUAACAGAUGCAGCAGCUGCCGGGGGCGCUGGUGCGGGCCGUGCGGUGUCUUCGAGAGCCGAAACGAAUUUGGAUGGCACUUUUCAUCCGCGGGACCUGAUGGAUGUGGCGAACAGACCGAAAUCCGCUGCCCCCGUGCUUGGGGGUACUCGCGGAAAUUAUCGGGAGGAAUUUGGCACGACGCUAGCGAAUCGCAAACGCGACGCCCGCGCGCAACUUCUGCAGCAGGAUAGAAAGGAGAACCCUAGAGAUUUGGCGAGUGGCGGUUUCGGCAUGGAUCCAUCAGCAGCAGCGGGGAAGCCCGCAUCGCGCCACCGACCUGGGGAGGUACAUCACAACUCUUUGUUAGUUCUUGGUAGUCAACAGCAUCUCGGUCUCGUUGCUUUGAUGAAUAGCACAACUUUAAAUCAGUAUAUAGUUUUUUGGACACACUAAGAGAUCGGAGAGGGGAGAUUGCCGCCUGCAGGAGAACGACGCACAACCCUCUUUCCUCCAAAAAAUUUCCAGCGACCCCCGGUUCAAUUUCAUGUUUCGUCUGCGAGAGUAAGGCCAAAAUCUGCGGGUAAUCUUUCCAGUCGGUCUGUAGCGACUUAUAGUGAGUACCCGGCCGAGCAGGAUCCUGAAAAGCCAGCUUUUGCAGACUGGGAUAUACGUGAGCUGUCGAAGCUGAGCCCACAGCAGCAAGAAGAAUACAAGGUUUGCCAUCAUUUUUCUUUUCUCGACUCAAACUCCAUCAAUGCCGUGUUGUUUACUAAAAUUCCUCAUUGCCGGCUUCAAGUAUGAGUAAGUAGUAACUUAGAAGUGUGAUUACCUCAUAACAUACGAUUAAAACUGAUUUGCCUCAUCUUCGAUAUUCAGGAAUAUUGGCGUAAGAUAGCACGAAUUCCGAGUACAAACGAUUUCCCGUACAGAUAUUGCCUCGGAUGGGAUGCGCUGAAACCACGCAGACCACCAAUGUUUGCGUACCAUUCUUUCCGUGAUCUAUCGUCCCAACUAAGAAUGAAGUUGAAGGUCAACACCAUCAACACUUUCAUGAGUCCUAUGUAACUACUAGUACACUACUAUUGUUCCAUCCCACUCUCGCAGGAAGUCUGUACAACAUUGACAUUUGGAGUUGUUCUCUUCUACCACCUACAAGACCGAUGAUUUGCCCGUCCUCGUUCAGCAGCAUCACCCUCCUCAAACUUUAUGUUUUUCUAAAGACUACCACUACGCACAGGCACACCAAAUGAAUCGAAAAUAUCCUCAGGUAUAACCCCUUAACGCACACGACUGACGUUUUCGUGACAGACAAGAAAACUGGACUAAUCAAACAGGAGAGGACCGAUUUUGAAACCCCUAUUCUUCCCGCCUCAGUCGAAUCUGGCCAAGGUUUCAAUCGUCGAAAGGGCAUCGGAGAGUACACUUUUAUUUGCUAGCUCAAGGUCAAGAUGAUUAAGAUUAUGACGAUCCUAAUGGUGAUCAGAUAAAGUAAAUUCUCCUGACCACCAAGUAGAUACAUUAAGUAGACUUAGAAGGCCACCUCCUUGUUGCAUGAAUUCUAGUUCUACUGACGCUUAUAUAUAAGAAUAACGACUACAACAAGCUCAGCGAACUAAAAAGUCAUCAAUUUAACUACCAGGUAUUCGGACUUGACGCAUCUGACCCAUCCACGUUGGAAUAGAGGUUAUCACAAGCAAAUCAAUCAAAAUGAGCGGCUCUUCUACAAUCUCUCGGGCCCGGUAUAUCUCUAAUCUUCAGAGAUACUUCCAACUCAUGAAAAAGGAGAAGAUAGAUAAAUAGAUAAUGAUGAUCUCCUCUGGUAUACUAGUCCAGUGUGAUGAUCGUUGUGGAUAUUGAACAUGAACAACAAGGGCAGAGAUGAACGCCUUCUAUGAUCGAUUCUCUGCGUGCUUCAAGACACCCACGAGCAUCUUCUUUCAAUUCAGGUCUGCUCUUUCGUGGAUGUUAUGUUGCGGCAAGGUUACAAACCGUGAUCUUACGACAAGUACAGACGAGCGACCUUAUUCGACUUAUGUCGUAGAAGCUAGUCGUGAGGCCCUCGCAAAUGCCGUUGCGUGUGCGGCGUUAGUGGUCUUACGUGUAGAUGUGGUUUUUAGCUCCGUGAUGAUACAGUCAAUUUCUUACACUUUGUUCGAUUUUUUUCUUUUCAUUUAAAAUGAAAUUGUCAGUAUUUUCUAUGGCUCUUAUUUCCAGAUAAAAGACAAGGCAGUAAUACUCUCCAGUCAAUGAACAAUGAAUAGUCGAAACAAAUAACUAUCUUAAUCUUCUAGAGCAAGAGAGCAUCGUCUCCAGAAUAUAUGAAUAUGUUAUUUGCAGCAUUCAAAAAUGAACAUGGGCUUGCCUUGGAUUCGAAUUCGUCGUUCUGAAAUUAGCCGUUCAAGUCUUUUGGCGAAGCGCCUUUUCUUUUUUCUUUUAAAAAUGCAUCUACUGCGAUAGUGCUCUAUCAUAAAGACUUACCUGUAGCGUGACCUGUCGUGAAUGGUGCCUGCCGUGAAUAGUUAGCAUCGCUUGCAUAUUUCUCCCAAUUAAGCGCAAUUUUUACGUGCAUGGCACCCUCAAACGCAUGAUCUGAAUUGUUGUUAUAUCAAGAUCAACGCCGGUUAAGAAAAGACAAGGAAGCAGUUUUGUUUUGUCCGUUAUUUUCAUCCCCAUCACUCCCCUGACGUUUCUCAAUUUGUGCUACUCCUGUCUAUCAGUAUCGUGUGAUCAUUUUUCUUCAGAAGUGAGCGAGUUUUUGAUUUGCCGCUCCUUGUACUUAGGUACCCUAACAAAAGUGUUGCCACUACGAGCCAUCGAAUCAAGUACCAACAAAUGAACCUUGAGAGAUUUCGUUUUUUCCGAAACCAACGUGUACCCAAAGCGUUUCAGCGGAUGUGCUAUGAAUUUUUCUCACAGUAUUGACAUGUCGACCAGUAUGCAUGAAAAAUUGCCAUAUCAAUUUCUAAGACCAACCAAUACUUCUACAUCCAAGUGCAUCCUAGUUACAGGUAGCUAGAGGAGGAUGCCCUUUUGCUUUCCCCACUGGUGGCAAGCAAUUGUCGUCGUGUCGUGUGGCUUUCAUGGCCGGUUAGCUACCGAGGCAUAAAACGAAUAAGAUAAAAACGCUGGAAAUGCGCGAAUUUUACUCAUAUUUAUCUGUACACAAAUCGAUGCCAGUAAUGAAAAGUAGUAGAAUUUCCUUCAGAACUGUUUUUCAAUGCACUUGUCGUCAGCGACAAUUCGAACAGAGCUUGAGCUUAGAUAACGCGAUUAUGGUAUCUAUGUACGUGAAUCGUCACUACUUUUGUGGGUGUCGUCGUGUUAGUUACUGUCUGUAUUGUACAUUAAGAUUAAGUAAGAUACUUCGAACUGAUUUUGAUUGAAGAAAUUUUGAGUUUUGAUGCAGUACUUAUUUUUUCGAAAUUAUUUUGAUUGAUAUUCGCGGUGUAAGUGGUGUGUUGUAGUACAGGUAAUCUCUCGAGUGAUCGGGCUAGGGCUCGAGCCGGUGGCUACAUGCAGUCUAGAUCACAACUGUUCUAGAGCAUGGGCAGGUAUUCUUUCGCAUGAGCAGAUGGUUCACCGUAAUUCUGAUGUUGAGUACGACAGCGUUCCUUUUUCUGUUUCUUGUCAGAGUGCACUACGCUAGGUAUCUGUAAGAAUCGAGUUCCUUUUUUAGGAACAACACUGCGUAAUAUUUUUUAUAUUCUUGAUACAUAGUGCAGAAGACUAGACUGUGAUGGAAAUCAAAAUGAACCUUCAGAAACAGAAGCUGCGUGUCCGACAUUUCUUUGAGAAGCCGGCCAAUUUCAAUUGGAACGGGGUACAGUACCAAAAUACACGGUAUCUGCCCAUUAUCUCCAAUCGGUAUUAUCAUGGAUUAUAUUUUUCGGUAAGCUGUUCCCACGUAUCGUCUCAGGACGUGGUGGCGCAGUCACUGCAGCCGCGAGCCCGGUCUCCGCUCAUUUCUCGCUCGGGUAAUUAAAUGAAACUACAGCGAGAAUUGAAGACCCAGGUAACAAAAAAAAAAAUUCUAUUCAAAGCUAAUGAUGCUACAAAGCUAAUGAUGCUACUAGCUGUUGAGAGUCGAGUGAAACCGAAGUGCAUAGAUAC
This is a messenger RNA of Amoebophrya sp. A25, 6274 nucleotides long. The record is from the annotation of a GenBank genome assembly. NCBI's taxonomy places the organism in Eukaryota, Dinophyceae, Syndiniales, Amoebophryaceae.